GAGCGGAUUUUUCUCUCUGCGUCUCUCCAUGAUUUACUGAUUAUUUAUGAUACACUUGAUACAGGAUUCAUCCUCCAGUCACAUCUAUAACACAGAACAAUGGAGAUGGGCAUCUUCAUUGUGAUCACUGUCAGCAUUUUGGCUGGCAGCGUUCACGCUCAGGUGCAAAAUGCAGACAUGGAGGAACUGGCAGGCCGCAGCGCACACUUCGCAACGGCAUUGUACCGCAAGGUAGCCAGCACCAGCGAUGAUAACAUUGUCAUCUCACCUCUGGCUGCCACUCUGGGCUUGGCGUCCUUGGCAGCAGGAGCUGACGCGAACACUCGUAGUGAGCUGUUGCAAGGUUUAGCUCUGGCUCCCAUGGAGAGAGACGGAGAGCCAGACAGGAUCCCAACGUUACUGCAGCAGUUGAGGGAAACAUCGGCUCAGACGCUGGCUACGGGUCUGUUCAUCAGCCGGCAGCUCGAACCUGAGUCCAGCUUCAGCAGCCAGGUCAAGAAGUUUUACAGCACUGAUGUGCAAAGUGUGGAUUUCACCGGUACCCAAGCUACCAAAGGGCAGAUCAAUGACUUUGUUACAAGCAGCACUGGGAACAAGAUCACAGAUGUAGCUGGUGCUUUUGAUCCUCAAACCCAGCUGAUGCUCAUCAGUGCUGCGUACUUCACAGGACAGUGGAAGCUCCCUUUCAAUGCCAGCUUUACUCAGGAGGAGAGAUUUUUCAUUAACAAGUACCAGAUCAUCCAGGUUCCAAUGAUGAUCCGUUCCGGCAAAUUCUACCUGGCUUACGACCCGGCUCUGAAGGUGGGAAUUCUGAAGCUGCCCUGCGUGGAUGGCAUUGCCAUGCUUGUCCUUUUGCCAGAUGAAGAUGUAGAUUAUACAUUUAUCGAUGAGUCCCUGACUGGUGAAGUGUUCCUCACAUGGGUGGCAAGGUUGAAGAAAACGAAGUUGGAGGUUCAGUUGCCUCGGUUCUCACUGGAUCAGACCUUCUCUCUAAAGCAAAGCCUGCCAAGUCUGGGAAUGAGCAAAAUCCUGGACAGCAGCACAGACCUGUCUGGAAUCAGCAAAUCGUCCAGCCUGAAGCUGUCUGAGGCGCUGCAGAAGGUUUCAGUGGAAGUGGACGAAGGACAAGGCUCAGACGCUUCUUCCUCAAGCAGCUUAUUGGAUUCUCUUCCUCCGAGGCUCACUUUCAAUCGGCCCUUCCUCUUCCUCAUCUACCACGAGGCCACCAAAAGCCUGCUGCACAUGGGCCGUGUGGUUGACCCCACUAAGAAGUAAUCCUAUGUAGGGAAAACUAAUGACCACAUAUGCUUAGGUUUAUAUUAGAGAUGUUAAUAAUCAACUAAUAACCAACUAGUAAGAAGUGAUUGUUUGAUGCUAAAACUAAAUUUAAGUCUUUUUAUUACCUGAGAGUUGAUUUUAUCUUGAAUUUUAAAACAGAACUACACAGGUCAGCAGCACAGAGUAAAACAAUGUAAUUACUGUAUCUCUGGUUUUAAUAUUAUGUUUAAUGCCUUUUUUAAGAAGUGAUAUUGUGCACAGUGACCAGUAUAGAGGUCUACUCUACUCGUCAUUUUAUGUCACAUUACUUUAAGAAUAACUUUAACAUACCGGCUGCAUCUCUCUAUUUUUUAAAAAGCACGUAUUCAUCUUGUUUUCGACUUUUAGCUGUAUACUUUGUGUUUAAAAUCUAUAUGUUGAAAGCUACUUCCAAUCACGCUACCUACAUUCAUGUAACUGUAUUGCAUUGCUAUCACAAUCACUGUUACACUUGAUGUGACAAAGAUUGUUAAUUGUCAGCUAAUGGUGGUCAGAUAUUAGUUAAAAUAUCUACUAAAUUUGCAUUACUGGUUUAAGUACAUAUGUAUCUAUAAUACAGCUUGUGUAAAUGUAUGCAGAGUCUAAACAUAAUCAACAUGUAUCUAUUGUACUCUGUUUAUUACAGUUAAAAAUCAUUUAAUCUGCAUGGUACAAGUACAUUUUAAUCAAAAAAUGACCACAGUUCUGCAUUUAUCAGGAAUUCUGUCAUCAUUUCAACCUACCCCAUCUAACUUUGUAACCACCUGACUGUCUCAAAUUAAAGGCAUUGUAAUCUGUCA
This is a messenger RNA of Trichomycterus rosablanca, 2096 nucleotides long. RefSeq names its product serpin peptidase inhibitor, clade A (alpha-1 antiproteinase, antitrypsin), member 10a (gene serpina10a). The record is from RefSeq and is a predicted model, not a curated record. NCBI's taxonomy places the organism in Eukaryota, Metazoa, Chordata, Actinopteri, Siluriformes, Trichomycteridae. The coding region runs from base 100 to 1275 and encodes 391 amino acids. Gene Ontology annotation, biological process: blood coagulation. The transcript has 5 exons. Gene Ontology annotation, molecular function: serine-type endopeptidase inhibitor activity.